AGAGCGCUGUGUUUCUUGUUUACAUAUUCUAAACCUGAAGACUCCAGCGCCAUCGUGCAUAAAUUCACGCCACGUCACUCACACACUAUUGGAGAGUUGCCCAACUUCACAGCAUACAAAAUGAGGCGGAGUGGCUUGUCCUCGCGGCGAUGGCGAGCUGGUGUGUGGUGUGGGCUGUGUGUCCUGUGUCUGGCCACACUCGCCCUCAGAGACACGCUACAUUACCUUCUGCCAGAAUACGAUACUCAUAGAAAGCGUUGGUGUCUGCCGCCCCUUGUGGAGGUGGAUGGUUGUACGUCAUGGCGACCACUGCUCCUCCACCACCCCACUUGCCCUUGCACCAGGAAGGUUCUCGUUCUUCACGACACGUGCUCAGACAUCGUCGCUCUCGACGCAGAGGGUUACUUGUCAUUCACACAAGAAAACUUUGGCGACUCAACGUGUUCAGACCAGGCAACACUAAGAGGACCACGUCAGCAUGUCAUCUCCAUCUCCAGCAAAGCAAUGACCAAUGCUGACCUCACUGCCCUUAACAGUACCAUCACACAGGUUAAUGAGGUGUACAAGGGGUGGGUGCUACGUCUUUAUACAGAAGUGACACCACAAAGUCUCCCUGGACUAUGUUCGUUGGUUUGUUCCAAUCACAAUCUAGAUCUAUGUGAUGUCAAUAACAUGUCCAAUCCAGUAAAAAAGGCAGAUAAAUCAGGGAGAGUUGGGUGGCGGUGGGCAAUAUUGGGAGACCCACUUGUAUCAGCAUGGGUGGUGAGGCACCUGUAUCAGGCUCUAUUACCCCGUGAGGCUCAUGCCAUCACACAGUUCAUCAACUCAGACAAGUGUUGGCACCUUAUGUGGGACCAUAUCACACAUACUAAAAGUCCCCUUGGCUCUGGUUUAGUGGGGGGAAAGACAUCUUGGGGUGCAAAGGAACUGAUUAAUAUUCGACGUCACCUUCUGCAAGAAAUCUCAAACUUUGAUGAUGAGGAACUCCUUUUGAAGGAGUUACUGCUGCCACUGAUGGGAGCUGAUAUCAUGGCACAUGAUAGUGUGACCUGCCGACACACUCCUGGUGCUGUUCCCUUCCCAAGCAGGCGCCAGCCUGGACAUUGGGUUGGUAUGCCAUCCUCAGAAUCCCUAUUUCAUUUGGGGAAGACCUCCAACAUGCCCACCACUACACACAAACAUGAGAAAAAAACCCUCAAACACCCCACACAGGGACAUUCAUCAGUAAGAGAUUACCCUGAACAGGACAAAAGUGGAAUUAGAUUGGUAGACAUAAAGGAUGGUACUAGUAUUAAGGUAAGCCAGGGAACAGGCCAACAAAGUCAGUUUACCACACACACCAGUCCCAAGGUUCAAAAGUCUAACCAUGCAAGUCACAAGAAGAAGGUCAAUCUUAUGAGUCACAAAAUGCAAAGACUUGACCCAGCAUGGGAAGCAGAGGUGAACAAAGAGUUUGGCAUCCCCGUUUGUCCAUCUGCCUGUCGACCUCUGUUACACCCAGACUGGGAUUACUGUUGAAGUACUUGACACUUUACCUUUCAUACUUCCCACUACAGUUCAGUUGAACAUGGAAUUAUGAUAGGGCUCCUUAUUUGUCCUUCAUUGUAAGAUGUCUACUGCCAAAUGGGUUAUCCAUGCCUACAUCAAAUAUUUUUUUACACUACAUCAUAUUUAGUAUUAAUCUCAUUCCUAAUAAUGAAGUAUUAAUAUUUAUUUAUUUAAAUGCCUAACCAAUAAAAUUUACUAGUUU
Molecule: messenger RNA, 1750 nt
Organism: Homarus americanus (American lobster)
Lineage: Eukaryota; Metazoa; Arthropoda; Malacostraca; Decapoda; Nephropidae
Exons: 8
Coding region: 121-1518 (465 amino acids)
Source: RefSeq, a predicted model, not a curated record